AGUUGUUAGGAGAGACCAUUGGGGAUAGGAAAGAUGAAAGGUCAUGGUGAGCUUCAAGGACAUGAAAGGUUGUUGUCUCAUGUAACAAUGGUAGAUUGUUUUUUUCUAAUAUUUCUAGCCAGCCCCUAAGUCAGGUGAUGGAACAAAUACCUACAGUUUAGUCAGGUGAAACAGGAGGGGGUGGAGAAACGAAAGAAGAAAAACGGGAAGAAUGUCUUCCAAGCAAGCCACCUCUCCAUUUGCCUGUGCAGCGGAUGGAGAGGAAGCGAUGACCCAGGAUUUGACCUCAAGGGAAAAGGAAGAGGGCAGUGAUCAACAUAUGGCCUCCCAUCUGCCUCUGCACCCCAUAAUGCACAACAAACCUCACUCUGAGGAGCUACCAACACUUGUCAAUACCAUUCAACAAGAUGCUGACUGGGACAGUGUUCUGUCAUCUCAGCAAAGAAUGGAAUCAGAGAAUAAUAAGUUAUGCCCCCUAUAUUCCUUCCGAAAUACCUCUACCUCACCACAUAAGCCUGACGAAGGGAGUCGGGACCGCGAGAUAAUGACCAGUGUUACUUUUGGAACCCCAGAACGCCGCAAAGGGAGCCUUGCCGAUGUGGUGGACACACUGAAACAGAAGAAGCUUGAGGAAAUGACUCGGACUGAACAAGAGGAUUCCUCCUGCAUGGAAAAACUACUUUCAAAAGAUUGGAAGGAAAAAAUGGAAAGACUAAAUACCAGUGAACUUCUUGGAGAAAUUAAAGGUACACCUGAGAGCCUGGCAGAAAAAGAACGGCAGCUCUCCACCAUGAUUACCCAGCUGAUCAGUUUACGGGAGCAACUCCUGGCAGCGCAUGAUGAACAGAAAAAACUGGCAGCCUCACAAAUUGAGAAACAACGGCAGCAAAUGGACCUUGCUCGCCAACAGCAAGAACAGAUUGCAAGACAACAGCAGCAACUUCUGCAACAGCAGCACAAAAUUAAUCUCCUGCAGCAACAGAUCCAGGUUCAGGGUCACAUGCCUCCGCUCAUGAUCCCAAUUUUUCCACAUGACCAGCGGACCCUGGCAGCAGCUGCUGCUGCCCAACAGGGAUUCCUCUUCCCCCCUGGAAUAACAUACAAACCAGGUGAUAACUACCCCGUACAGUUCAUUCCAUCAACAAUGGCAGCUGCUGCUGCUUCUGGACUCAGCCCUUUACAGCUCCAGCAGCUCUACGCCGCUCAGCUGGCCAGCAUGCAGGUGUCACCUGGAGCAAAGAUGCCAUCAACUCCACAGCCACCAAACACAGCAGGGACGGUCUCACCUACUGGGAUAAAAAAUGAAAAGAGAGGGACCAGCCCUGUAACUCAAGUUAAGGAUGAAGCAGCAGCACAGCCUCUGAAUCUCUCAUCCCGACCCAAGACAGCAGAGCCUGUAAAGUCCCCAACAUCUCCUACCCAGAGCCUCUUCCCAGCCAGCAAAACCAGCCCUGUCACUCUGCCAAACAAAAGCAGCAUCCCUAGCCCCAUUGGAGGAAGCCUGGGAAGAGGAUCCUCUUUAGGUAAAUGGAAAAGUCAACACCAGGGAGAGAUUUAUGAAUUAGAUAUCCUGUCCAGUCUCAACUCCCCUGCCCUGUUUGGGGAUCAGGAUACAGUGAUGAAAGCCAUUCAGGAGGCUCGGAAGAUGCGAGAACAGAUCCAACGGGAGCAACAGCAGCAACAGCCACAUGGUGUUGAUGGGAAACUGUCCUCCAUGAAUAAUAUGGGGCUGAACAACUGCAGGAAUGAAAAGGAAAGAACGCGCUUUGAGAAUUUGGGGUCCCAAUUAACAGGAAAGUCAAGUGAAGAUGGAAAGCUGGGCCCAGGUGUCAUCGAUCUUACGCGGCCAGAAGAUGCGGAGGGAAAUAAAGCAAUGAAUGGCUCUGCAGCUAAACUACAGCAGUAUUAUUGUUGGCCAACAGGAGGUGCCACUGUGGCUGAAGCACGAGUCUACAGGGAUGCCCGCGGCCGUGCCAGCAGCGAGCCACACAUCAAGCGACCAAUGAACGCAUUCAUGGUUUGGGCGAAGGAUGAGAGGAGGAAAAUCCUUCAGGCCUUCCCCGACAUGCAUAACUCCAACAUUAGCAAAAUCUUAGGAUCUCGCUGGAAAUCCAUGUCCAACCAGGAGAAGCAACCUUAUUAUGAAGAGCAGGCCCGGCUAAGCAAGAUCCACUUAGAGAAGUACCCAAACUAUAAAUACAAACCCCGACCGAAACGCACCUGCAUUGUCGAUGGCAAAAAGCUCCGCAUUGGGGAGUAUAAGCAACUGAUGAGGUCUCGGAGACAGGAGAUGAGGCAGUUCUUUACCGUGGGGCAACAGCCUCAGAUUCCAAUCACCACAGGAACAGGUGUUGUGUAUCCUGGUGCUAUCACUAUGGCAACUACCACACCAUCGCCUCAGAUGACAUCUGACUGCUCUAGCACCUCAGCCAGCCCAGAGCCCAGCCUCCCUGUCAUCCAGAGCACUUAUGGUAUGAAGACAGACGGCGGAAGCCUAGCUGGAAAUGAAAUGAUUAAUGGAGAGGAUGAAAUGGAAAUGUAUGACGACUAUGAAGAUGACCCCAAAUCAGACUAUAGCAGUGAAAAUGAGGCCCCAGAGGCUGUCAGUGCCAACUGAGGAGUUUUUCUUUGCUGAAUUAACAUACUCUGACAUUUCACCCCACCCCCAACAAAAAGUUCUUAAGGAGCCCGCAUGCAUUUGUGGCUCCACAAUUACAUCAGCAGAAUGGUCUUAAUUGUUUCAUAAAGUGUGAGACAGAUUAAGUUUUCCCUGAUUUUUUUCAUGAACUUGAGUUUUUUGUCGUUGUUGUUGUUGUUGUUUUUUAAUUUAGGUGAAGACAUAUUAAAUAUGAGACACCAGGACUUGAAAACUUAUCUCAACCCAUAGCUGUCUUACAAGUCUUAUAUUUUUGUCUUACUUUUUUUUUCUUUUGGAUGUUGAUAAAGGUUUAAGUUACUGUUUUAGAUGGGGUUAAACAUUCUCACUCAGGUAUGCUGUGCCGGCCUACAGGUUGUGAAUGUGUUUUUAUUCUGAAUUAUUUUAGAAAACAACUGAGGAUUUCAUAUCGUGAAACAGAACAAGUCCACAGUGUGUGCAGCUUCAUGUAGAGCAUAUUCAAAAGGCCUCGGAAUUCCAUUUUUCCACGUGUAGAGUUAAACUUUGAAUGUGCCAAACUUUUUCAUAACUUUUGAAUCUUAAUAUUUUGGAAGUCUUAAAGGAGACACUGCAAAGUCUUAGACAAUCUUUGGCAUCUGAAAAUAAAAUAGCAAACCAACUUUUUUUUCAGAAAAUGGUAAAGUACUCAGGAAUCUGGAGACAAGAUAUUGUAAGGAAUGAACAAGGUUGCCACAGUGCAUGUACCCAAUUGUGUUUGCCUCUUGACGUGCCAUCAGUGUGUGACGUGAUAUGACAUACACACACCAGAGCGAUCACCACACCAGAUACCGACACGGUGGUCUUCUCUGCAGGAGACCACCUCUCACUACAUCCAUUAUCCCUUUGCCUUUAACCCUGACAUUCAGUCUUAACACAUUUUCUCUUAAAUAAUUUAUUCAUUCCAGAAUGUCAAGGGUCCACUUACUAUUUAUUUUUUAAAAAAUUGUUGGUGGCAUUAAUUUAAUAAUUCUUGUUUUUCACCGUCCUUCCCCAAAGAACUUUUUAGCCCUUUUCACCUCCUUCUCCUGCUAGAUACAAAAGAUGUACAUAGUAAUUUUAUGGCCCCAGAGCAUCUGGAAGCAUUUCUGAAACCAUGAUACUAUUAAAUACCUGUAUUAUGGUUUUUAAAUAUGAGUGUAUAUCUGGCUGCAGGGCUGUGUAUUUGGAUAUAGGUGUGUAGUCUUACACGUAAACAAGUAUGCCCCUGAGGGUUCAUUGUGACCUCAAGUAUUUUGCCAGAAUUUCCCCCUAAUUCAGUUCAGCACGAGUGGUAGGGUCUGCAUCAGUGGCAUCUCCCCCUGAAUUCCAUUCAGCGGUGAGGAUCGGCAGUGGUGACUGCCAGGCAGGAGAGUCCUGCAGCCAAACCUGAAGCCCAAGGUUUGUGGGCCAUGUAUGAGCCUACGGUGAAGCUGUCAUGGGCUGGCACCUUUACACUGAGUUGCCUUGUCCCAGCUGGCAUAUCCAGGGAGUUCUUUGCAAAAUCCCCAGGAUGCAAGAGGCCACAUGACAGCCUCAGAGCAUAGAGGCAAAUAGUCAUAAUAAAUCCAGAGAAUGGAAGAAAACCAUAGGGAAGGAGAAGGGGGUGGGAAAUACAUUCCCUAUAUAGGAUGUUCCUACUGUUAACUCUGGGGAACAGAUAGCUCCUGGGGUGGCAGACAAGUUCCUCUGGCUGACUUCCUGUAUCUGUGGCUGCAUGGGGACAUGCCUAUGUGUGAACAAGAUGAACUGCACUAGUCACACCAGGGUUUCUCUGGUGAUGUGCUGCUGGGCUGGGAGGCAGUGAGCUUUCAUUCCCCGUCUCCUAACCACAGGGAGCUCUGCCAUCCCACUUUGACCUUCCUGAAACCAGGACUGGUUGCCUAUGGGGGUUUCACCAAGAGUGGCUCAAGGGGAGAAUGUCAGUGAAUGGGACAGUUCACCUCACGGGACAACCCAGAAUCUCAUCACCAGGACAUAGGAACCCAGCCCCAUCAGAUUUCUUGAGCCAUUUUGUCACUUGGAAGAAAAUAGUGUACCUUCAUAUUUAUUUAAAGAGUGCUCAAGGCCAUACCUAAUAGCAAUAAAUAGGUCUAGCCAAGAUAUUACCACCCAUGCUGUUAGCUGGAGUGCUCUCUAUAAGCUGAUUAAGGUACUGAUAGGAAUGUUUUGUUCUUAAUAUUGGUUGGGGAUUAGAACUUUGUUUUUGUACAUUUAUUUCAGACGAGGAGGAGGUCAUUUUUCUAAAAAAAAGUAUUUAUUAUUGUCUUACUGAUUUCUUUGAUUAUAUACCUCUCCUCCUCAGUUCAUUCUCGUAUUUUUUCUGUUUCUCUUUGGCUUUUGCUUUCGCUCCCUCGCCUUUUUUAUUUUGUUGCAUAGGUAGAGUGUUGUAUGGCUAGCUUUGUAUUGUAUGUAAUUAAUUUUGCACAAAGGCAAACAUUUAGCAUAGUAGGUUAAUUUUGUUUGUUUUUAUGACCAUGCCAAAAUGAUAUUCUGGGCUGGUGGAGAACAAAGGACUGUUCUUUAGGACUGAAACUUGAUUUUGCUCGUAGUAAGAAAAAAAAAAACAAAAAACACACACACUCACAGAUGUUGUUUCGUAAGUGUUAUAAGCACUGGAUAUAAAUGGUAUUUUUUAUCACUUCUGACUAAUGUGAAACUGUUGUACGAAAACUACAUGAACAAAAGUCAUCUGUUUCGACUCGUGUGGGCUUGCCUCACAGUUGCCGGAUUUGAGUCAUUUUUAUGUCUUGUUAUUUCAUUUAUUUAUGCAAAAUACAUGUGUGUAUGAACACUUUGUUUUAGCUCCAGCUCUGCCUCAGUACUGGGGUUCAGUUACUUCUAGCCAUGUUCUUAAAAAUGAAAAGCUAUUCAGGAACGAUCUGAUUGUAAACAUCUCUUUCAUUGGAUCAAGCAGUGAUGCUGUAUUUGAAUCUAAAUUUUGCAUAUAAGCAGUUUAUUCUAUUUAUUAGCCAAGUUUGGCUCUAAAUAUCCAUGGAAAUUAAGAAUGACAAUCAUAGGGAUCACUUCAUUUUACUUUAAGUGGGGCUUAAACAAAGUUUUUAUGACUUUACCAUCUCAUUUUAGAUUUUUUAAUUGUGUAAAUAUAACAUAGAAAUAGAAUUUAUUUUUGGUUCAUGAAUACUUAGUGAGAUAUAAGUUAUGUAUUUCCUUUUUGUUCUCUAUCCAUAUAUGUUGGUCCAAACUAGAUGUUGAUGAGUCCCUGUACCUCAUGGGGAUAGUGAAUUUUCAGCUACAGUGAGAGAGCAGUGUUUGACCUGUCACUGGGACAGCAAAAUGCUUCACUGGGGUUCUCACGCAGUUCAGAACCCACUGUCCACAGACUCAGACUUUUCCCUUUAUUUCUUGUAGAAAGUUGAUGAAUUGAACAUACUAAAUUUCCAGUACAGUUAGGAGAGAGUCAAUUUGCUUUGUGAAUCCACAUAAAUCUUCUAAGCUAGUUCUGUGACCAUUUAAUAGCACAAAGCAUGAAUACCAUUGUAAAGGAAAAAGUCUGCCUCUGAGAUUGGCCAUUAACAAAAGUCCCGCCAUGCCAGUUAAAGAAUGUUGAGCAACUUCUUUUCAAUGCUCCCUACUUCAUAGUAUAUAAAUGUUACCUUCACUUUGUUAAAGAAAUUACAGCAUCAGGGUUUUCCUUGUCACUUAGAAUAGGGACACUGGCAGACGAUCCUCUCCUAAAAUAAUGGGCCAUAUGGAAUAGGAAGGAAAGAAAGAAAGGAAAGAAGGAAGAAAGAGAGGGAAGGGAGGGAGAGAAAGAAAAGGCUGGUCUGCGGACACGAGCAGCCAGACUGUCAUUUUCUCUAUUUCAUUGGCAGAUGUGAGGCAGUGUCUUUUUCCAGGAAGGUACGGAAGCUUUGUUGUUUUCACACGUAUCCAGCUCAACCUUUCAGGAGCACAUCAGUUUGCUUCAUUUGGUAUUUGAUACUCUCCAGCCUUGUUCUCAGGCCUGAUUUGAUUUGCCAGGGUCCAGACACCAACUCCCAGGCCAAGUUCUAAAUUCAGAUUUGGGUUCACAGUGCUAUUGAGCUUGUCAAAUUCUGGCCUCCCCGGAACAUUAGCCCCACAGAAGCCUAGGGGUGUUUGAAAAGGGUGGGAUCACUCUAGGGCCGCAAUUAAAGGCUGCUUUCUUUUCCUUAAGCUAGGCUACUUCUUCGCAGCACACCCUCCUGAGCCAGGAGCACAGGCGCUAGCUGAAAGCAGGGAUUGUUUGGGGGAAGCCCGUCUACCUUCAGAAGGAAAGCAGCCUGGUCACUUGAAUACCACAGCUGAGGCUGCUUCUCUCAAUUUACUCAUUUUGCAAAGAGUUGACCUCUACCAACUCAUCUGGGAAAGCAAAAAGAAUCACUUAGUAGUUUUAAAUCUUAUGAGAAGUCCUGUACCAAGUGCCCACAACUGCAAAGAAAUGCAGCUAAAGGAAUGUAUUGAAAUUAUUACUGAGUCUUCCUUUUUAAUGAGAAAACGACAAAGAUCGUUUCUGUAGCCUUGUCCAAUUUUGUGCAUGUUCAUCUAAGGAUCGAGCUGGCACUUGAGCUCUCUUCUCAAAGUAUAAUAACGUUGUAUGACCUCAUCUGCCCCUUUACAAAAGCACUUGCAUCAUUUCCGUAAGUCAUCUGCUCCUGACAUGUUUUCUUCCUUAAUAAACAACUUCUAUCUGUUA
This is a messenger RNA of Propithecus coquereli (Coquerel's sifaka), 7310 nucleotides long. RefSeq names its product SRY (sex determining region Y)-box 6 (gene SOX6). Gene Ontology annotation, biological process: central nervous system development; cell fate commitment; positive regulation of chondrocyte differentiation. Lineage: Eukaryota; Metazoa; Chordata; Mammalia; Primates; Indriidae. Bases 212 to 2617 code for a protein of 801 amino acids. The transcript is spliced from 15 exons. Gene Ontology annotation, molecular function: DNA-binding transcription factor activity, RNA polymerase II-specific; RNA polymerase II cis-regulatory region sequence-specific DNA binding. Gene Ontology annotation, cellular component: nucleus. The record is from RefSeq and is a predicted model, not a curated record.